Messenger RNA from Prunus armeniaca (apricot), 921 nucleotides. The record is from the annotation of a GenBank genome assembly. NCBI's taxonomy places the organism in Eukaryota, Viridiplantae, Streptophyta, Magnoliopsida, Rosales, Rosaceae.
AUGGAGCCCCUCUUUGACCCUUCCAUCUCCACUUCAUAUGUCAAUAUUUCCUGUAAAUCCAAUGUCUGCUCUCAGCUCACUCCAGUCACACACAAAAGACCUCGUUGCUCAACUGACAACUCUACGUCUAUAUACGACAUGCAAUAUGGAGACAAAUCAUUCUCUGUUGGAUUUUUCGGCAAAGAAAGGCUCACCUUAACUUCAACUGAGGUGUUCGAUGAGUUCCUCUCUGGAUGCGGCCAAAUCAACCAAGGCAACUUUGGGAGGCUCCGCCGGGUUUCUUGGACUUGGGCGCCACAACAUCUCCGUCCAACAAACUGCAAACAAGUAUGGCCGCAUUUUCUCUUAUUGUCUACCUCCACUUCAAGCUCCACCAGUUACCUUGGUUUCGGCAAACACCGCAGAGCUUUUAAGCACGUAAAGUUCAGGCCCCUCACCAUUGUCUCUCAAGACCCAUCUUUUUAUGGCCUCAACCUGGUCGGUAUCAGUGUUGGUGGACAUAAAUUGUGGAUUUCACCUUCGGUUUUCUUAUCUUCUGGGACCAUCAUUGACACGGGGACGGUCAUAACCGUCUUGCCUGCGGCGGCUUACAGUGCUUUGCGGGAUGUGCUUCGUCAAGCGAUGACAAAAUAUCCGUUAACUCAGGCGCUUUCGGUACUGGAUACAUGUUAUGAUCUUAGUAGUUAUGUGACAGUGAAGUAUCCACACAUAGCGUUUUACUUUCAGGGAGGGCUGAAGUUGAAGUUGGAUGCUACGGGUAUAUUUUACUCAUCCAGUGCUUCCCAGGUUUGCUUGGCCUUUGCUGGAAAUGAUGCUAAUAAUAAAUUUGCAGUACUUGGGAAUGUUCAGCAGAAGACGUUCGAGGUUGUGUAUGACGUUGCUGGGGGGAGGGUUGGAUUUGCCCGUGGAGGUUGCCUUUGA